ACACACACACACAAACACACACACAUCAAGGACCCCACACACCCCAGCCACAAGCUGAAGCACGAGGACUGAUACCAACAGGCUCAGAGACAGUUUCUAUCCACAAGCCAUCAGCCUGCUGAACACUUGAACUGGACUGACCACCUGGUCUGAUUCGCCCCUCAUUAGCACACAUGCACUCCCUCAUGCAUAUACCCACACAGACAUACACACACACACACACACAUAUAUUAUAUACAUUCAUGCUACACACACAUCACAACUUCUACUACCAGAAGACUUAUUAUAUUGCUCAAUUUAUACACUUACCCCAUCCCCCCCUUCUCCUAUACACAUGUAAUUAUUGAACUAUAAAUUGUCACUUCCUGUAUUAUACUUAUGCUAAAACAUUUAUUCUAUUCUACUGCCAUUGACUUUAUAUUUGUCUUUUUAUAUUUUAUUAUUUCUUACUGUUGUUUGCAUUGUCGAGAAGGAACCUGCAGUAAGCAUUUUGUUGGACAACGUAUAACAUGUGUAUCCCGUACAUACGACUAAUAAAAAAAAAUCAACUUGACUUGAAACACAGUCCCUUUGAUCUGGAACCACAGGUGUCACUGAGUCACAGAGAUAAGCCUUCAAUGCCCCUGGGCACUGAGUAGAAGUAAGUGUGUGUGUGUGUGUGUGUGUGUGUGUGUGUGUGUGUGUGUGUGUGUGUGUGUGUGUGUGUGUGUGUGUGUGUGUGUGUGUGUGUGUGUGUGUGUGUGUGUGUGUGUGUGUGUGUUUUUUUAAAAAUAAAUGCUCCCAGUCAUGAGUCAUCAUCACAGGAAUGGUGAUCCUAUAUGUGAAACCUCAUAUAGUUCUCACACCACCUCAACCCAAGGUGACUGUGUACAUUUAUGUGGGUUAUUCCACAACAGGAAGAUAAGUAGCACCUGAAUCAGGCUGAGGUAAACAGUAACACCACAGAUUAAUCAGGGUUGGUUAGCUAUAAUAAUAUUUGGUAACACUCUAUGGGUGCCCCCUGUUGGCACUUACGACCACUGCAAGACUCAGAGGUCCAAAUGGGGUGAAACACGAAGAAGGAUUGCUUUGUUUUCACUGCCAUCUUCUGCCAAUAACGGGUAUCUGCACACAAACAGUUAGUCUGGUUACAGGUUAGAUCACAAAAGACACCAAGAUCACAAUUAACCAAGUGAGAAUACACAAAAGCCUGUGAACAUUUUUUCAUAGUGCAAUCAUACCUGUUGUGGCAAAGAAUAUGCCAGGCAGUCCAUGGGACAAAUAUUUCUAUAUUUAUUAAUUCCAUUAUUUUAGAUUUGUGUGUAAUGUUGUGAAUUGUUAGAUACUACUGCACUGUUGGAGCUAGGAACACAAGCAUUUCUCUACACCCGCAAUAACAUCCGCUACACAUGUGUAUCGGACCAAUAACAUUUGAUUCGAUUUUGACUGACUACAAUAUCAUCAUCAUAGCUAAUUUCUGAGCCAUAUCACACAAACAUCACUUUGAAACUACUAAAGGAUAAGAUACGAUCAAAUAUAACAUGUUUAAGCGGGCGAAAUCAUUUAACGAAAAAGUAUGGGGCAUCAUGGACAUUGGGCUUCUAUUAAAGAUACUCAGCUAGCUACUAUCUAAUUUCACCAGUGCGCGUGCUCAACACUUGGCUUUGUUCCCCCCCCCCUUUUUUUAAUUGUGUUUGGCCGGUAGCUAGCGGUACUGCUACUCGCAUGGGUUCUAUUUACUGUAGCCGGUUAUGUCGGUGAGGUGUGUUUCCAUGAGGCAGUGGAGAAGUUGAUACUUUAUUUCGGACUGAGUGAGAGAGAGGGACCAAGCAAACGCAAUGGCGGGGGUAUUCGACAUUGAUUUGGAUCAGGCGGACGAAAAUGUGUCUGAUGACGAACUCGGGGAUGGGACCCAAAUGAGCGAAUGCACGGAGCAAUGCAGCGGGUUCGAAUUUAACAUGGACGACUGUGAAAAGUUUGAAAUCUCUGAAGACAGCGUCAACAAAGGAACGGAGCAGAUUCGUCCGGAAUGCUUUGAGUUACUCCGGGUUUUAGGAAAAGGAGGCUAUGGAAAGGUUUUUCAAGUUCGUAAGGUGUCGGGUGCCACUUCGGGAAAGAUUUUCGCCAUGAAGGUCUUGAAGAAGGCGAUGAUAGUGCGUAACGCUAAGGACACGGCACACACCAAGGCAGAGAGGAACAUCCUGGAGGAGGUGAAGCACCCAUUCAUAGUGGACCUCAUCUAUGCCUUCCAGACAGGGGGCAAGCUGUACCUCAUCCUGGAGUACCUAAGUGGUGGGGAGCUGUUUAUGCAAUUGGAGAGAGAGGGGAUCCUUGUGGAGGACAAAGCAUGCUUCUAUCUGGCAGAGAUUUCAAUGGCUCUGGGACACCUGCAUCAGAAAGGCAUCAUCUACAGAGACCUGAAGCCAGAAAACAUCAUGCUCAACAACAACGGUCACAUCAAGCUCACAGACUUUGGACUAUGUAAAGAAUCAAUCCAUGACGGCACAGUUACUCACACUUUCUGUGGCACCAUAGAAUACAUGGCCCCAGAGAUCCUGAUGAGGAGUGGACACAACCGGGCUGUAGACUGGUGGAGCCUGGGAGCUCUCAUGUAUGACAUGCUGACAGGAGCACCGCCAUUCACUGGUGAAAACAGGAAGAAGACCAUUGACAAAAUCUUAAAGUGUAAAUUGAACUUGCCACCUUACCUCACACAAGAAGCCAGGGACCUUCUCAAAAAGCUACUAAAACGCAACGCCUCAUUACGGCUGGGGGCGGGCCCAGGAGACGCCUCAGAAAUUCAGUCCCACCCAUUCUUCAGGCAUAUUAAAUGGGACGAACUUCUCGCUCGCAAAGUGGAGCCUCCAUUCAAGCCUGUUCUGCAAUCAGCUGAUGACGUGAGCCAGUUUGACUCCAAGUUUACCAGCCAGACUCCUGUUGACAGCCCUGACGACUCCACGCUCAGUGAAAGUGCCAAUCAAGUCUUCCUGGGCUUUACGUAUGUAGCCCCCUCUGUGCUUGAAAACGUCAAGGAGAAAUUCCCCUUUGAGCAAAAAGUCCGCUCACCAAGAAGGUUUCUGGGAAGCCCAAGAACACCAGUGAGUCCAGUGAAGUUUGCUGGGGGGGACUGCUGGCCCCGGGCCCCCACUCAGGCUAGAGUCUCGUCCCUGCUGUCCCCUGGGGGCUCUGGGUCUGGAGACCAGCCCAUGGAGGUUGGUGUGGAGCAGAUGGACGUGAGCUCCAAAGCUACUGAGGUGUCUGCCCCCUUGCCCAUCAAAAAGCCCUCUGGCAACACCACCACAGGCGGCCCCUUCAAGAAGCAGGCCUACCCCCUGAUGUCCAAACGUCCAGAGCACCUCCAGAUGAAUCUAUGACGCUCAGCUCCAUCUAGAACUCCUCUUUUCUAAUUCCUCCUCCCCCGUUUUUUCUUUUUUUUCUUUUAAAAGCCUUAAAGAAAUGACUGACGGAGCGCUGACCAUCGGCACCAAUCACCAGCUCCUCCAGACACACCUUCCAUCUCUGCCUCCUUCCCUCUCCUCUCUAUCCCUUUUUGAGCAGCUUGGGAGCCACAUGGGUCUUUCUACCCUAGCAGAUAUGAAUAAACUAUAGCAGUCUCCUGUUAGGGGCGACGAGGGAGAGAACUCCCUCCCACCAAUUAGAGCUUUAGUCAGACAACGAAAGGUCUUGACUACUUCCUAAUGCCCAGUAGGGUGUAGAUGCAGGAAGAGACGAGAGCAGUGCUGCUGCCUGAUUCUUGUGUGCUCCACUGGGAUAGCUUCUCAUAUGAUAUACUGGUGCUUUGUACUUUGUGUGAGUGGGGACAGACAGUGUUACUCAUGCAGCAGUGAUUUUCCUCACCAGGAGUGAGACGUUAUUGAUUUCUGAAGCCGUGUAAUAGACUUUUGAAGGCUGAAAGGGUGGAGAGGAUUUCCCCCUUAAAUGCCUUUGCUUCCUUUUUACAGGAUACAGUAUAGAUGGAGAAAAUUAUAAUGAACAAAGAACACAAUAUUCUCUACAGUUCUCAUGCUAUAGUAUAUUAGGCUGCAUUGUUCCAUUUAAAAAAAAAGAUGGAAUCCACAAUGCCUUUCUGCUUUGUCACAUCCAGUCAGGAUAAAUCCUGUUGAACACAGCUGGGUCACGGCUGGGUUGUGUUCAGUAGGUAGAACACGUAUUGAAACUGAAUUAAACAGGAAGGUGCUAUCUGAACUCGUCCAAUGAACAGAUUUCUGUGAGCCUUACUGAACAUGACCCUGGUGUGGUGUCAUUGAUGGAGGUGCAGCUUAAAGCAAACAGAAAAACAAGGUGUAUGCUAUUUCAGCUGAAUGCAACACCACCUGCACCAUCUAUCUGACUGGAUUUCUCAGUAGAUACAAAACCUUUCUGUCUGUCUCUGCAUGUAGUACAUUGAAUGUAAACUGACUCGAAAUGCCUUUUUGAGUGUCACUUACUCAGAUGACCCACAUGAGUUCUCUUCACGGUUAAGAUGCAUGCAGGUUUAUUAUAAUAUUAUGGACCUAUUAUUUUUGGGCAUCCAGGAAAUGUGUCAUUGUCAGAUAUAUAAACCGAGGGCUCAUCUUUUGAAUUGAAAGAAGCAAAGCAUCAAGGCCAAAUUCUCAUCAUCACUGCCUUUUGUGUUUAGCUUAUCACCAGGUUACAUUUGUCUAAUGCACCUGGCUAGGUGCUUCACGGAUGCUUCCCUCAGUCUUUUGAACCCUUGGUGAUAUCAGUAGGGCUGUACCGCUUUGCUGGUUCCAUUUGAACCAGUGAUUGUUUGAAAUAUGUGGUGACUUGAAGGUGUUGUAUGUAUGUGGUCUUUAACUGUGCGCCUCUGGAGAAAAGCCAUUUGAUCCUCUUCCCCAAACAUGAAACUUAGUCAAAUGAAUAAUAAUCCAACUAUAAGGUUCCAUCUAGCUGAAGGCAGUGUUCACACGACCAAGAGAAUGGUCAUACUUAACCAAAUGUGUCUGUUAUUUGAUAAAUGUGAAAAUGGUAACAUUUUACUUUUUAAAAACAUACUUUAAAAAACUCAAUAAGCAAACAGUUGUACUAUUCUGUUCCGUUUUGAACCAGGCAGUUUAUUUGGGUUGUUCUCUAGAAGUGCUCCUGAGUGGCGCAGCGGUCUAAGACACUGCAUCUCAGUUCUUGAGGCGUCGCUACAGACACCCAGGUUCGAAUCCAGGCUGUAUCACAAACGGCCAUGAUUGGGAGUCCCACAGGGCGGCACACAAUUGGCCCAGCAUCGUCCGGGUUUGGCUGGUGUAGGCCGUCAUUGUAAAUAACAAUUUGUUGGCGUGUCCCCCUCUACAAACCUACAUCCUGUUCAAAACAAUUGGAUGGGUCAAAAAAAGGUUGUCUGGGUGAAUGUUUAUCCUGACAGAGGAUUUCCUAUUCCAAGACUGCUGAGGUUUAUUAAAAUAGACAUUAUCGCCCCCUCCCUCGUGUGUGUGCUUGUCAAUGACGGAAUGGACCAAGUGCUUUAUCUUCAGAUUCCAUUGGAGAGGAUGUAUGGUGUGCUUCAGAGCAACUUCCAUAGUGACCAUGGCUUAGCUUUGAAUACAUUUUUAACAAUCAACAACUUCUAUGGUGAAUUUUUCUUUUCUUUUUCUACUGCAUCAGUCCCACUAUGCAAACAAUGUAUUUAUUGCAUAGUCAGUUGUAUGUUUGGCACGCAUGGAUCUUUUGUAAAUGACAACCUUUAUUUUGUUCAUUUUAUUUAUUUGUAGAUAUGUGCAUAUGGUUAUCAUAUGAAUAUCUAUCUUGAGAAACCUCAAAUGCAGCAGUUAAUUCUUUAUUCCAAACUACAAUGUCCUAAAUGUUUUAGUAUAUUUAUUGUACUACAAUAGAAUCAUAUUGUGCUAUGGACUUGUUCAGAAAGUAACUUUUUGAUAACUUUUACCUGGUUCUUUUAAUUCUGAACUUGAACUUUUUAAGAUGCCUGUUGAGUGUUGGAAAUAUGGGCUGUGUGUGUGUGUGUGUGAGAUUAAAAAUAAAUAAUAAUUGCAACUUUGUAUGUAUUUGCAGAUGUGUAUUGAAUGCUAUUGAGACAGGAAGAUGAUUGGAUCAUGUGUUUCUUUCUAGUAGUGUAGAGUCUCUAAAUGAUGCUCCUCUAACCUGUUAAAUACUGUAAUGAUCUGAGUGGGAUGUGGUUUGGAGCUUGCAGGCCUUUUGAAAAGUAUACAAAUGGGAACAUACCUUGAUUAAUCAAUUUAUUAGAAGACGCUGCAAACAUUUAAUCUGAGUCAAUAUUUCAUCCCUGUAUUUAUUCCCUGCAUUUAUUCCAUGACCUGGGAUGUUGAUUUGUAAUAUCAUGUAAGUGGAUGGAUGAGAACAAAAUAAAAAGUGUUGCUGAUUUGAA
This is a messenger RNA of Salvelinus fontinalis (brook trout), 6334 nucleotides long. RefSeq names its product ribosomal protein S6 kinase beta-1-like. Gene Ontology annotation, molecular function: protein serine/threonine kinase activity; ATP binding. The record is from RefSeq and is a predicted model, not a curated record. Gene Ontology annotation, biological process: protein phosphorylation; signal transduction. The transcript is spliced from 14 exons. Lineage: Eukaryota; Metazoa; Chordata; Actinopteri; Salmoniformes; Salmonidae. The coding region runs from base 1818 to 3353 and encodes 511 amino acids.